This is a messenger RNA of Wyeomyia smithii (pitcher-plant mosquito), 2082 nucleotides long. RefSeq names its product putative pyridoxal-dependent decarboxylase domain-containing protein 2. The coding region runs from base 145 to 2067 and encodes 640 amino acids. The transcript is spliced from 5 exons. NCBI's taxonomy places the organism in Eukaryota, Metazoa, Arthropoda, Insecta, Diptera, Culicidae. Gene Ontology annotation, biological process: carboxylic acid metabolic process. The record is from RefSeq and is a predicted model, not a curated record. Gene Ontology annotation, molecular function: carbon-carbon lyase activity; pyridoxal phosphate binding. Gene Ontology annotation, cellular component: intracellular membrane-bounded organelle.
AUCUGGCAUCUCUGUCUCUGACAGACGGCACUAUAUGCCACAUAAUAUAAUGCAAAAAUUUGGAAUGUUUUUGUAAUUUUUGUCAAUAUUCUACUUGCGUACUAUAAAUUUUUCAGUGGUAGCUCACGGUGUUAAGUGUAAGAUAUGGCUGGAACACCAAGUGAAAUUGGAAGUACUCCUCACGGCCUUCGUUUAGAUGAAAUACCAGCAUCAAAUGUUCGUUCAAGUCUAGCAGAGUUAGAAGCACAAGCUUCUCAAGUUCUUAAUCGUUUAGAAUAUGUAAAGAUUGCGUUAGCAGAACAACAGCAAGCUUCCAUGUAUGAACAACUGUCGCUAACUGACGGUUCUCUGCAACCAGAUAAGAAACCAGCUGACGAGGUCUUGAUAAGUUUAGAGACAUUAAUUUCUCAGCUUGAUGUAGAAGAUGAACCAGAGUUUGUACUUCCACCAUUAGAUGAUUCUUCACAAUUAGCAGUUAUCACCUAUUCGAUUAGUGCUUAUUUGUCGGCACUAGAAAAGCAGCAUUUAAAUCGCUUGGUUUCUAAAAUUGUAGCGGAUACCAAUCGUUGGCUAAGUCAACUGUUUCGUUUCAUAGAUUCCAGCACUAGUUACCAUAGAGAUAACACGGAGUGCAUUCUUUAUGCGGUUAGAUUAGCAAUAGCAAAUCGUUUUCCAGAAGCGGAAAAUCGCUUAGCUCAAUUACAAAAUACUACGCUUUACAUUUCCGCGGCUGGUUCAUUGUUUGCGCUGCAAAAUACUUGUCGCUUUAUUGGACUACCAGUUAACAACAUUCGGGUUAUUCCCUGUAAUUCGACAUUGGACGCUCGUGGAGCUAUGGAUACCUUUGAAUUGCAGAAAGUAUUAUCAGCUGACCUUGAAGCCGGAAAAAACCCGUUAUUCCUAAUUGCUGAUUUAGGUUUUUCUGUUUGCGGAGAAGUUGACAACUUGGCUGUUUUAAAAAACAUUUGCACGGUAAACAAGAUAUGGUUGCACACUCAAGGUCACUGCUUAGCAGCAUUAGCUGUUACACGAGGUUCACUUUCUAGGGUAAAAUCUAUUCCGGAUUCAAUGACCCUAAGCUUAGGUACAUGGUUAGGUAUCACUGGAAUACCCUGUAUAUUGAUGUAUCGCCAAGUGCCAGCAAAUGUUUUAACUCUUUUCGACGUCGAUCCUAUUUUAUCCAAUCGCCUCAACGCUCUAACAUUGUGGACCGUAAUGCAAACGAUGGGUGUCGAUUCUAUCAGUGAACGGAUUUUCAUGGCUUUUGAUACAUGCCGACAAUUGUACGAAAUGCUGAAAAAAAUUGAGGGUAUUAGGAUAUUGAGUAAAGCACCCCGUCAGGAAGCAGGAAAAUCUUUUCGAGCUCUUUUGAACAACCCUUCAAAUUAUUACGCCCUUUUCGAAACAGCUGUCCCUGUUGUUGUAUUUCAGUUCGAUGGUAGUUGUGUCAGCAAUAAUCCGGCAGGCAGCGCUAACUCAUUAUUACCUUCGCCAGCUUUUACUGCUGAAGCUGUUAACGACAGUACGGUUGCGCCUGGUAUUCCAAAUAUUGAUGAAGGUGCUAGAAACGAUCCAGUUGACAAAACCAUUGAGAAGCUAUCCAACUCGUCCUAUUAUGACCGGUUAAAUGGUUGGCUUGGCCAAAUUUUGUUGCGCGACUGUGCACAACUAAAUUUAAAGAUCGUAAAGCAUCCAAUGUAUGGUACCUGCAUACGCUACUCUCCGUUUUCUCUUGGCUGCGGAGAAAUGCUGCCACCCGACGAAAUUAUCGAGAAUGUAGUACAAUUUAUCGAAGCGCAAAUAGAAAUCCUGUUGGCAACCGUAAAGCACAAGAGACGCUUCAAUAAACUCGUCGAACAAAGCGCUGUACUAAGGCUGAUAGAGUUGAAUGAUUGGGCAGGCCUAGGAAGUGUGCAUUAUGUUCCAGAAGGUUGGGAAACAUUAUUGACCGAUCAAGCAAAAACAGAACUUAACAGGCUUAAUUCAGCAUUGGUAGACAUGUUGAAAGCUCACGAUAACGCAUUCUCGCUGGGAGAAGGAAGCGACGGACUGAUUUGUGUUAGGUAAGUACGAGCACGUACG